GCACUCGGUGCAGAAAGUAAGACCCACUCAGUCCAUUGCGGGCUCUCAGAUACUGGUGUGCAGACGAUUCGAAACGUCUAGUGAAAGACGGACACGGAAGUGUUGAGUGCAGAAAAGUUACUUACAUCCCCGUGAAAUGUUCGGCUGAAAAACGAGUGGAAAGUGGAGGGUUUCAGUGACUGUGUUUCUGGAUUUUUUUGGAAUAAAUUCGAGCAAGAUGGUCGGGCUAAAAAUCGUCGACGAACUCCUCAACAAAUCUUUCUACAAGUUGGGCCUGUUGGUGGGCCGCCACCCCGGCUACUUCCUCAUCGUACCCGUCCUCCUCACCCUUCUCGGCAUCACUGGCUUCCAGAGAAUCCACACCAACAUCGACCCGGAGUACCUCUUCAGUCCUGUCAACGGCGAGGGCAAAAUCGAGCGCGCCAUCGUCGAGAGCUUCUUCAAAGUGAACUACACAACUCGAUUCAAUGUGGCGAGGAUAACGAGAGCAGGUCGCUUCGGAAGAGUUAUUGUUACGUCGAAGGAUGGCAACAAGAAUCUCCUCCGAACGGUCAUCUGGAAGGAACUGAGACUUCUMGAUAACAUCAUCCAGAAUAUGACAGUUUACCACGAUUUCCAGUACUUUACUUAUAAGGAUAUUUGUGCCAAAUGGAUGUCGGAGUGCUUCCAAAACGACAUCCUCAAUCUCGACUACAUCAUGGAUGAGGUCGAAACCGGGGCCCUCAACUUGACUUUUCCCUUAAUGUUCAACCCUGUUACUUGGGACGCCCACGCAUUUCCAGUCUUCUUCGGUGGAACGCAAGUCAGUGAAGAUGGACUCAUAAUAAGUGUUCCUUCGGUCCAACUAGUUUAUUUCGGAAAUGCAGACACCAAAAAGUUGGACGAAAUGGGCUCAGCUUGGGAAGACGCUUUCUUGGACUCUGUGGGCAAAGCCCAAGACGAUGGGCUUUUCAAACAUAUAAGAAUCGCGAGGUUUGCAUCUAGGACGCUAGACCACGAGCUUGAGAAAAACACCAGAUCCGUUAUUCCGUAUUUUACGUCAACGUUUCUCGUCAUGGCAAUUUUUUCAAUCGUAACUUGUAUGAUGACAGAUUGGGUCCGUUCUAAACCUUGGUUAGGUCUUUUGGGGAAUUUGAGUGCCGCAAUGGCAACAUUAUGUGCUUUCGGUGUCUGCAUGUAUGCCGGAGUCGAUUUUAUUGGAAUUAAUCUAGCAGCACCAUUUUUAAUGAUUGGUAUUGGUAUUGACGACACUUUCGUAAUGUUGGCCGCUUGGCGCCGGACUUCGAUCAAAACCUCGGUCCCGGAAAGAAUGGCACAAAUGUUAAGCGAAGCUGCGGUUUCAAUAACCAUAACUUCAGUCACCGAUUUCUUCAGUUUCUGGAUCGGAAUUUUCAGUCCUUUUCCCUCAGUCACAAUCUUUUGCAUUUAUUCGGGAGCCGCGACUUGCUUCCUCUUUGUGUGGCACUUGACCUUUUUCGCCGCUUGUGUCGCAAUUUCGGGCUAUUGUGAGCAGAAGAAUCUCCAUGCCAUCGCUUGUGUGAAAGUGCAACCGUUAUCAAAGUCACAGCACAGAUGGUGGCUUUACCGCGUGUUCUGCUCCGGAGGAGUGGAUCCGGACGAUAUGGACAACCCCAUCGACAACCAAGAGCAUGGAAUGAUGGUGUUUUUCCGGGACUAUUUCGCUACGUUCCUCAAUUAUGGUCUAGUCAAAGUUAUCAUUAUUCUCAUCUUUGGGGUUUAUUUAUUGGGUGCUGGGUAUGGGGUCACGCAGAUUGAAGAAGGACUCGAACGAAGAAAAGUUGCGAAAAAUGACUCUUACGCAAUCGAAUUCUUCGACCGAGAAGACGACUAUUAUCGCGAAUUUCCCUAUCGAAUACAGGUUGUAGUUGCCGGCGAGUAUGAUUAUUCCGACCCGGAAAUACAAAGACAAGUCGAGAAUCUAACCCAGACUUUCGAAAACACUUCCUAUGUGUCGAACACGCUGUAUACGGAGUCGUGGUUGAGAAGCUUCGUACAGUACGCUGAACGAAAUGAAGAUUUUUUGAACAUCUCGAUCAAGACGAAAGAAGGAUUUAUUACAGCUCUGAAAGAAUUCUGGCUGGCUCCCACCAGCCCUUUUUCCCUCGAUGUGAAAUUCAAUGACGCCGGAGACUCAAUAGUCGGCAUGCGAUUUCUCAUUCAAGCCGUCAACAUCUCCGGCACCGAACACGAGAAGGAAAUGGUGCGAGCCUUGCGAAAAAUCUGCAAAGAGUCUCCACUCAACGUCAGUGUCUUCCACCCUUACUUCGUUUUCUUUGACCAGUUCGAGCUAGUCCGGCCCUUAUCCAUCCAAAACAUGAUCGUGGGGGCUGGAGUUAUGAUGGUGGUGUCGUUCAUUUUCAUCCCGAAUAUCCUGUGCUCUUUGUGGGUGGCCUUCAGCAUACUUUCCAUAGAAGCAGGAGUGGUGGGAUAUAUGGCCUUGUGGCAUGUCAAUCUCGACUCAAUUUCGAUGAUCAACUUGAUAAUGUGCAUAGGGUUCAGUGUUGACUURACAGCUCACAUUUGUUACGCUUACAUGUCUUCGACGGCGAAGACACCCGAUGAGAAGGUUCGAGAGUGUCUCUACGCACUUGGACUUCCGAUUUUCCAAGGAGCAGUCAGUACGAUUCUAGGGAUGAUCGCUCUCCUCCUUGCAAAUAACUACAUUUUUGCCGUUUUCUUCAAAAUGGUGUUUUUGGUGGUGUUUUGUGGGGCCAUGCACGGCCUACUACUACUCCCAGUCCUUUUGUCACUCUUCGGACCUGGGUCUUGCACUUCCGGUCAAAAAAAUGAAGACAUCAAAAUGUCAAAUGUUGAAAAAGCGUUACCUCACCCCUACUGUAUCCCCCACCCACAAUUUACCCUCAACGGAAGCAAUCUGGGCAAUAACCUAAAAUGCCAAAAAUUGGAAACAUUGGAAAAGUACACAAAGAAYUCUUUKAAAAAUUACGACAUGGAAAAAGAUCUAGGUUUGGGCACUUCUGAGGAAAAUUCAAGCGAGUCGUCAAGUCACUCAAACAAGAAACCCCCAGUGGAGGAGGAAAUGGUGGAGCGGAGGUACCGGGAGGCUUGGAGGAGGAAUUCGGACACGAUGAGUCAGUUUCACACAUCCCAAGUUUUGGAUAUUUUUGGGAAUGACUCGGAACGGGAAUAUUACCGCAGGUUGGAGGAGAAUAGAAGGAGGUUUUAUGAAAACAAUCCCGAGACGAGGAGGGUCAAUGACCAAAGACACAGGAGGAGGUAUUCACCCCCCGAGCAACGGUAUUACAGGAAUCAAGGAUUAGCGAGAUCGAGUUCGUAUCACAAUAUCGUUCAUCCGAGAUACAUUCAAGAGUUGAGAUUUCCGUGACUUUAGUUGAUUUUUAGUGUGAUAAGUUCCGAACUGUUGAUAAAGUUGUCGAGGUUUUGACGAUGUGCUCAAUGUUCUAGUUAUAAGUUGUACAGAUACGAUUUUGUAUAAAUUAUUUUUGCAUUAAUACGAAAUAAAUAAGACUAAGAAUAAAGUUCGAAUUUUUAUUUA
This is a messenger RNA of Tribolium madens (black flour beetle), 3538 nucleotides long. RefSeq names its product patched domain-containing protein 3 (gene Ptr). Bases 218 to 3367 code for a protein of 1049 amino acids. Gene Ontology annotation, cellular component: cytoplasmic vesicle membrane; plasma membrane. The transcript has 11 exons. The record is from RefSeq and is a predicted model, not a curated record. Lineage: Eukaryota; Metazoa; Arthropoda; Insecta; Coleoptera; Tenebrionidae.